AUGGCUCCUUCUUCUUUUGUUAGCUUUUGGAAGAGGAUUUUUUCUAAUAAAGAUCAAGAAACAUCAAGUGUAAAAAACGCUGAUGAUUUUGAUUUAAAACGGCACGCUUUGGAAAAAAAUGCGUAUGACGAGGAUCUAAGUUCUGAUCCGAAUACUUUUUUUAACCGCAAAAACAUUCAUAUGCCACGCAUACUUUAUCUUAUGCUCUGUUCUGUUGGUUCCUUCAUCAUAUCUGGAGGUCUAGAAUUCGCUAUUGCUUAUGUCCGCCUUUGGCGUCUUCCUGACACACUUUCCGGUGAUUUAGCAGUCACCAACUUUGCCCAAGCCAUCGUCACUUACUGGAUUGAAUCUGCAUUGGUGCAGGCUGAUUUGCGCUCAGGUCUUGUACGGCCUGUUUAUUUUGGUUGGUGGCCGAAAAACACUUUUAUGCGAGAAAUCCUACGAGCAAAACCAAAUUAUCACUUUAAUUUUAUUGUCUUCCGCUGGAUGGAAUGGUUAGUUUUUACCGCCUUACGUGGUUUGUUCUGGUCUAUCCCUCUGUGGUUUUUACUUUGGCCUGCUUCCAUCGGUAUUCUAUGUGCUCCAGGAAACCACUUUGGCAAUGACUACUAUUAUAAUAACUAUCCUGCUCCCCAAGUGGUUAAGCUUGUUUUUGGCGGUGUCUUGGGUUUUGUUAUUACGCCAUGGAUUGCGUUUUUGCACAUGUACAUGUAUGGUCAUUAUCAGUAUAUGGAAAAAAAUCAACAGCAAAUUGCAAGUGAUAAAGAUUUGGAAUCACAAAGAAAUGUUGCUGGUGGUGCCUUUCCGACUACUACCAGAGAUAUGUCUAAUUCAGAACGUGCAUCGGCGACGCCCGCUCCUCCUACAUCUUCUGUCAAUCACUUCCCUACUCCAAGUUCCAGGUCUGAAGCAAAUGUGGAUGCUCCGAUCAGCUCUUUUGAGGGAUUAUCUGAAACUGUUAGAGCUCCUCAAAACGAAAACAUGCCCUCCACGAAACAAUCGCCGACGGCUGAAGUGCUUGAGCCUGCCGAACAACCUCUUACGGAUUUUCAUCCCCAUCCAGUUUUAAACACUCACACUACUAGUGUGUAUGAAUCUUCAGCUGCCGUUCCAUCGGACAAUGCUGUCCACUCAGAUAACAGGAGACUCUACAGUGCUGUUGAUCAUCCUACCGAAAUCGGGUCGCCUGUCGCUUCGCCAGAGAUGGUACAUCAUACCACUGUUGUCAAUGGAAGUUUAAAUAGUUCGAUCAACUCAUAUUCCCAUAAUAGUGCUUUCGAUAGCUCUGAUAAUGACGGCUUCUCACUAGUAACAGCCCCGAGUAUUGCUCCUACCUCUUCUUCUGUUGCAAACUCAGCAGCACCCAGUGUAAAUGGUGAUGCCCCUGAGGAGAUUGAUGAUUCUGCUUCUUCCAAUGCAAGUGUCACUACCAAAAAGCCAAACUAA
Messenger RNA from Schizosaccharomyces cryophilus OY26, 1446 nucleotides. RefSeq lists its product as uncharacterized. The record is from RefSeq and is a predicted model, not a curated record. The coding region runs from base 1 to 1446 and encodes 481 amino acids. The transcript has 2 exons. NCBI's taxonomy places the organism in Eukaryota, Fungi, Ascomycota, Schizosaccharomycetes, Schizosaccharomycetales, Schizosaccharomycetaceae.